GAACAACUUCCUACAACGGAGAGAGAGAGAAUCAGUUCAACAGAGAAUGUCAAACAACACUGUUUCAGUGCAACUGUGUCGUAAGAAACAGGCCUUUAUAGUCACUGUGAAUGCAAGAUCUUCAGCACUUGAUCUCAAGACAAAGCUGUUGGAGAUGAUUUCAGCUGUUGGGGGGUUACGAAACGGCGAAUCGAAGCAGGAGGACGAGUCUGAGGAUGAUAUUCCAAUCCCAGUGCCGACGUACGGGGAUGACGACGAUUCAGAGGAGGAGGGAAACGCUGCUACGAGUACCAGUGUGAAGAUCCAUGGUGAGGUUCCACGUCUGGGUGAUUUGGUCAUUGGAGAGCCAAAGGAUCCUAGCAACGUCUAUGGUGGUGGAUUUAAGGACAUCCAGGAUGAAAAGGCGCAAUUGGACCUGAAACAGUUCGGUAUCUUUGCCUUCAGGCUGUACGAUGAAAAGUUUCAAGUGCAACGUUCCACGGUGGAUAAUCACUAGAAUCCAGCAGUGAAUGAAUAAGCAGCCUUACGUUGAUAGAUACAAACCGAAACAUAACCAUUUUAAAGAGUAAUAUACAAACAAGGAGA
Molecule: messenger RNA, 585 nt
Organism: Williopsis jadinii
Lineage: Eukaryota; Fungi; Ascomycota; Saccharomycetes; Phaffomycetales; Wickerhamomycetaceae
Exons: 2
Coding region: 47-496 (149 amino acids)
Source: RefSeq, a predicted model, not a curated record